Messenger RNA from Trematosphaeria pertusa, 1050 nucleotides. RefSeq lists its product as uncharacterized. The transcript is spliced from 2 exons. Lineage: Eukaryota; Fungi; Ascomycota; Dothideomycetes; Pleosporales; Trematosphaeriaceae. The record is from RefSeq and is a predicted model, not a curated record. The coding region runs from base 274 to 990 and encodes 238 amino acids.
CCUGGUGACGAUGGUGGAGGAGUUUGUCGGGCGGGUGGUGGAGGAGCGCACGGAGAUAAGCGAGCUGAAUACUCGGCUUUCGCAGGAGGGGGAGGCGCUGAGGACGGAGGCGAGGCGCGCGGCGGAGGAGAGGAAGGGGUUGGAGAGGAAGGUGAGGCGGUUGGAGACGGAGGUUAAGGAGGAGAGGGCGCGGGCGAGGCGGUGUGAUGAGCUGGCUGUGCAGGUGGAGCAGGUUAGUAUGCGCGGUGGUUGGAUGCUUGCUCGCUGACGAAGAUGGAUGCGGUGCAGAACGAAAAGCAGCUCGAGACUCUACGCCAGCAGCAAUAUCCGCAACCUCCCCAGGCUCAGAAACCCGCCCAAGACCACGCCUCCCCCUUGGUUCCAGUCCAAAUCCCACCCGCAGUCCAAUCCUCACCCAUCCGCCCCCCACCCCAACCCACCAACCCCCCUGCUGGACCACGCCUCUUCCCCCCACUCCUCCACACCGCCCUCACCGCGCUCCACCUCACCGCCACGCAAUCCUACACCCUCCUCGCCGCGCUCAAAGCGCUGAACCAGCUCACACAGCCCCCGCUCAAAGCCUGGCGUGACAUGCUGCAGGUCUACGCACGCGUGGAGCGCGUUCUCGCCGUCGCGGCGGAGAAGGACAAGCAGGCCGGAUCCGAGACCGGCCGCGUGCGCAGGGUGGUUAGUAUUCUGGAUAAGAACGCGGUGCUUGGUGCUGCUGCGGGUUCUGGUUCUGCGUCGGAGGACAUGCUGGCUGGUGGGGGGAGUGAGUUGGCGAGUGUGCCGGCGUGGCUGCCGUCGCUGCUUGAUAAGCAGGCGGCGUUGGCUAGGGAUAAGGCUGAGGUUGAGCGGGUUGCUAGCUUCAGGGAGUAUGUGGGCGAGUUUGAUAGGGAGGCUGUGGAGGGGUGGAUGGGUGGGGGUGUGGGGAGGGAUUUGGAUAGGGCGGAUGGGCAGGGGAAGGGGGGUGGGUGGUUUGGGAGAUGAGGUUGCGUGUGUGGAUGGAUGGAGGAUGGAGGAUGGAGGAUGGAUUGGCUUGGUUGAGAU